Molecule: messenger RNA, 1257 nt
Organism: Penicillium cosmopolitanum
Lineage: Eukaryota; Fungi; Ascomycota; Eurotiomycetes; Eurotiales; Aspergillaceae
Product: epoxide hydrolase
Exons: 5
Coding region: 1-1257 (418 amino acids)
Biological process (GO): epoxide metabolic process
Molecular function (GO): epoxide hydrolase activity
Source: RefSeq, a predicted model, not a curated record
AUGAGCAAAACCACCCCCUUCUCCAUUAGUGUGCCAGACGCACAACUUGAUCAACUACGUCACAAGCUCGAUCAAACUACCUUUCCCGAUGAAAUUGACGCGGUGGGCUGGGAUAUGGGUGUCCCACUCGAAGAAAUUCAGAGACUGAUUACCGUUUGGCGGGAUACUUUUGACUGGCGGGCGCAGGAAAGGAAGCUUAAUGAGCAGCUGCAGCAGUUCACAGUGACCAUCUCCGUUGAUGGAUUCGGGGAAUUGGAGAUUCACACUUUACACCACCGAAGUGGGAAUCCAAAUGCGAUUCCUUUAUUAUUCAUACAUGGGUGGCCCGGUAGCUUUCUAGAAGCAACAAAGUUGAUCCCAUUGCUCACAAAAAAUGGCGAAGGACCGGUCUUCGAUAUCGUUGCCCCCUCGCUGCCAAACUUUGGAUUCUCCCAAGGCGUGAAUCAGAAAGGAUUUGGAUUGGCCCAAUACGCCGAGGCUCUUCACAAGAUCAUGGUGGCACUAGAUUACGAGGAAUAUGUGAUCCAAGGAGGCGACUGGGGCAGCAUGAUCGCCCGUACUAUGGCUCAAUACUACGCCCGACACAUUCAAGCCAUCCAUCUAAAUUUCGUCCCCGUUAAGCCUCCAUUCCCUUGGAAGAAUCCAGUCCGUUUCCUGCAGUCUCUUGCGAGUGUGCCCUUCUCUGCAAAAGACCGUGCAUGGAUUGCUCGUUCGAUGGACUAUCUCCUUCGCGGCAACGCAUACAUGAAACAACAAGAAACUCGACCACAGACCCUGGGGUAUGGGUUGAGCGAUAGUCCAAUUGGACUGCUGGCUUGGAUCUACGAUAAGAUGAAUCUGUGGUCUGACAAUUACUCUUGGACCGAUGAGGAGAUCUUGACCUGGGUAAGCGUGUACUAUUUCUCGCGGGCCGGUCCUACAGCCUCGACGCGUAUCUAUUAUGAGGCUUCGGCGCCAAAGAUUGAUCCCUCGAAUGGAGGAGGGGCUGCUGUUAACUAUACAUCGCUUGACGAUAUCAUGACUGCCUGUGCACCGUCCAAUGUGCGAUUCGCGGUCGCUCAAUUUCCCAAAGAGCUCAUCAUGUGGCCGAUGGCCUGGUACCAUAUCAUUGGCAAUGUGGUGAAGGAGAAGGAGUUUGAUCGUGGUGGUCACUUUGCUGCCUGGGAGGUUCCUGAGUUACUUGCAGGUGAUGUGAAGGAAUUCAUGGGAAAAGAAGGAUCGGCCUAUGGCGCGGUUCAGGGCAAGGAAGGUUAUUAG